AAUUGUUCAUGUUGAUCAUCACAAGGAUAAAUAUUUUGAGCAAAAGAUUUAGACCUAUCAGAUUUUCUUUUUUUCUCUUUUGUUUUUACUGAAUGCGAUUGAAAGAAUUGGCGAGGACCACGCCUUUUGGUUUCCAUUUUCCAGAGAAUAACAAAAAAGUCAAGACAGAAAAACCACCAUUGCUUAAAAGAGAAAGAUUCAGAUUAACCUCAUUUUACUCAACAUCAAUGGAUUCUCUCGUAAAAUCAGAAAUUAAGCAACAUGAUGAACGUAAAUCAAAACAACAAGAACAAGAACUCGAUUCGGUUACAGACAUGUUGAAAGGUCUAAGCUUUGGUCCAGUGACCAAUACAGGAUAUAUGCUAGAGUUACUCGAACUAAAAAAAGGCAUUCUAUCUACCAUCUCUCAACCUGAUCUCCUUUCCUCAGAUUUUGAUGAUCGUUAUGAACAAACAGUGAUACCCAAAGUGAAAGAAGAAGUCAAACCAUUGACAGACCAAGAAAACAAACUUGUCGAUAGUGUAUUCAAACUAGGGCAGCAUGGAACACUCUCAGAGUAUAAGAAUGCGACAGUCGAGUACAAGGAUAUAUACAAAUUACGUCCAGAGACAUGGUUAAAUGAUGAAAUUAUCAACUUUUAUUUUGCUCUUUUAGCAGAUCGUGCCAGCCAUGAUCCAUCUAUGCCAGCAAUACAUUGCUUCAGCACCUUCUUUUGCUCGACCUUGAGAGAACAAGGAUAUGCUAAAGUGAGACGAUGGACAAAGAGAGUCGAUAUUUUUACAAAAGACUUUUUGUUUGUGCCCAUCAACAAAUCCUAUCACUGGGUGCUUGGUGUCAUUGAUAUGAAAAAUAAAAAGAUAUCCAUCUAUGACUCAUUGCAUGGAAAAGAUGAUUAUACGUUGAAGCUUCUGCUGACGUACUUGGAAGAAGAGCAUUUGGAUAAAAAGAAGACGCCUUACGAUACAAGUGAUUGGACACUAGAGUCACCACAAAAUAUACCAAAGCAGGGAAAUGCAUACGAUUGUGGUGUAUUUACGUGUGCAUUUGCCGAAAGAAUAUCAAGACAGAAACCUUUGGACUUUACUCAAAACGAUAUGAACCUGAUCCGACGAAGAAUGGUGAUAAAUAUAUUAAAUAAACACUUAUAAAUAAAUCGCUCUUAUCUAGCCACAGACUGUCACAAUUUACACUAGGUGACAGAUUUGUGAGCCAGCCAAAAACUCAUUACUAAAAACAAUAUAAAAAUCUAUAAUUUGAUUCAUGUCAUCUAUUUAAGAGCUUGACAAG
This is a messenger RNA of Rhizopus microsporus ATCC 52813, 1287 nucleotides long. Its product is annotated as cysteine proteinase. The record is from RefSeq and is a predicted model, not a curated record. Gene Ontology annotation, molecular function: deSUMOylase activity. Gene Ontology annotation, cellular component: nucleus. The transcript is spliced from 5 exons. NCBI's taxonomy places the organism in Eukaryota, Fungi, Mucoromycota, Mucoromycetes, Mucorales, Rhizopodaceae. Bases 93 to 1148 code for a protein of 351 amino acids. Gene Ontology annotation, biological process: protein desumoylation.